AUGGGCGAACCUUCGAAAACCUCGAGACUCAAUGUAUACACCGUUGUAUACACUGCAUAUACUCUGUCCGGGCUCAGCUUGAACAGCUUGGCUUUCUUCGUGUGUGAGAAGGGAUCCUUUAUCGGUGGCCUCCAUUCCUUUCCCACUGACGAUACUACCUCGGGACAUCGUCACGAGAGUUAUCAAAAAAUGACCUACGAGCCCACCAGUCCGAGGUUCAAGGGUACCCAUUUGAAAUUGACGGGCACCACACCUCGCGAAACAUACCCUGAACAGUGGAACACUUUGUUGGACAAACUGUUUGCUGAGCAACUGAGCGUGAAACAAAAUAUGGAGGCUACAUCUCGUGAGAGCAAAGAAGAGGGACGUAUGAGUGCACAUUUGAGUUGCUCCCGGGCCCAGAGCAUGUUGAUUCGCCAUGGUAUCUUGAUGCCAGAAGGCGAUGAUAAUGGAUUUGACAGGUUGAAACAGUGA
Messenger RNA from Penicillium coprophilum, 474 nucleotides. RefSeq lists its product as uncharacterized. The record is from RefSeq and is a predicted model, not a curated record. The coding region runs from base 1 to 474 and encodes 157 amino acids. NCBI's taxonomy places the organism in Eukaryota, Fungi, Ascomycota, Eurotiomycetes, Eurotiales, Aspergillaceae. The transcript has a single exon.